This is a messenger RNA of Psammomys obesus (fat sand rat), 5810 nucleotides long. It is a transcript of the gene Qki, whose product is annotated as QKI, KH domain containing RNA binding. The coding region runs from base 43 to 879 and encodes 278 amino acids. Lineage: Eukaryota; Metazoa; Chordata; Mammalia; Rodentia; Muridae. The record is from RefSeq and is a predicted model, not a curated record. The transcript is spliced from 8 exons. Gene Ontology annotation, molecular function: mRNA binding. Gene Ontology annotation, cellular component: nucleus. Gene Ontology annotation, biological process: regulation of mRNA splicing, via spliceosome.
AGUGUACCACCACCACCUGAAAUUAGCAGAGUACGGAAAGACAUGUACAAUGACACAUUAAAUGGCAGUACAGAAAAAAGGAGUGCAGAAUUGCCUGAUGCUGUGGGACCUAUUGUUCAGUUACAAGAGAAACUUUAUGUGCCUGUAAAAGAAUACCCAGAUUUUAAUUUUGUUGGGAGAAUCCUUGGACCUAGAGGACUUACAGCUAAACAACUUGAAGCAGAAACAGGAUGUAAAAUAAUGGUCCGAGGCAAAGGCUCAAUGAGGGAUAAAAAGAAGGAGGAGCAAAAUAGAGGCAAGCCCAAUUGGGAGCAUCUAAAUGAAGAUUUACAUGUACUAAUCACUGUGGAAGAUGCUCAGAACAGAGCAGAAAUCAAGCUGAAGAGGGCAGUUGAAGAAGUGAAGAAGUUACUGGUACCUGCAGCUGAAGGAGAAGACAGCCUGAAGAAGAUGCAGCUGAUGGAGCUUGCAAUUCUGAAUGGUACAUACAGAGACGCCAACAUUAAAUCACCAACUGCCCAGGCUGCUCCAAGGAUCAUCACUGGGCCUGCGCCUGUCCUCCCACCAGCUGCUCUGCGUACACCUACGCCAGCUGGCCCUACCAUAAUGCCUUUGAUCAGACAAAUACAGACCGCUGUCAUGCCAAACGGAACUCCUCACCCAACUGCUGCAAUAGUCCCUCCAGGGCCUGAAGCUGGGUUAAUCUACACACCCUAUGAAUACCCCUACACGUUGGCACCAGCUACAUCAAUCCUUGAGUACCCUAUUGAACCCAGUGGUGUGUUAGGUGCGGUGGCUACUAAAGUUCGAAGGCACGAUAUGCGUGUCCAUCCUUACCAAAGGAUUGUGACCGCAGACCGAGCCGCCACCGGCAACUAACCUAUGACCUUCUGACCUCUGAACUCUUCACCCAAUGAUGACCUGACCAUGCCUGCCUGCUGAUCAGUUAACUGGUAAUCGCCUUUGCUUGCCUGUCGUCAGUGCAGCGAGCUGAGGCACUUGUCCGUUCGUCUUACCAUCUAACCAAACAAAAGACAAAGAAAUUGUCCUCCAACUCAGCUUUUCCCCUCCUGUUUGGGUGAAAGUGGUUCUAGAACCUGCACUGAAUAGUAGUAAAGCAAUAAGGCCCGAUUCAUCCCACAGCACUGAUCAUCUUUCAAUGCCCCACCCCAAGCGAACGGUAAGAAGGCCUCUCUUAAGAAAGGGAGACAGAUGGCCCUAACUACUCAAUGACAGAGGCAGUUACUGUGAGAGACUUGUAGGAAUCUUUUUCUUCUCAUAGCGAAGUCAAAGCUCUCUCUGAAUGUACUGUGUGACAAUGCAUCAUGCAUGAACCUUCGGUCAGGGAUGUCAUUGGUGAAGUGACUUCAAAAGUAUUCAAAAUUUGACAUGCUGUUUGUUUAGUCACUACAGUGCCCUCAAAGGGCAGAAAUUGCAGCCUUUUUUAUAUUGCCUGCCAAAAUUUGAAGUAUUAGAACAAAGUGUGCCAUGAGAGAAAACUUACCAAGGAGUUUUGAAAAGUAAUGCAAAGAACAAAACUGCGACACUAUUUUUAAAAAGUUGAGUAUCUGAGUUAAAAUUUCCAAAUCUUUAUUUUACACCACCUUAAAAAUUAUACGAGAACAAGGUACAUGCAUUAUGUGUCACAUUACUGGGCAAACUGUUCAAAUAUUUUUUUUAAAACCUCCCUGUAUAGAGAAUAUCAUUAAGGAUGUAAAAGCCAUGCUUGCCUAUUUGCUGUAUACAUGUAAUGAAAUUGUAGAUAAAGUGUAGUGCAUUGAAACAAAUGAACAAAAAGUAGAUACUUUUACUAUACAAGGGUGCUGGUGCAGAAAAAAUAUAUAUAUUUUUGGAAAUGUAGCAUUUUAUACUUUCAAGUGUUAUAAAAAAAAAGAAAAAGAACAAAGAAACCCUUUAUUUCGUUAAAUGAUUUUUUCUGGUGGUUGUCAAGAAACAAAAGACCAAAAGAGCCUUUUUGUCUUUCUUUUUUAUUUUUUAAGUAUUGGAAUAAGUCUAAAGAAAAAGAAAGUGCCUUAUUUUCCUUCAUGCUCAUUUAGUCAAGUGUCCUGUAAGAUCAGCUCCUCCCUCAGAAUAAAAGUUAAUGCAUGUUCCUCAGUCGCCCAGUAUGUGAAAGGAGAUAUGAGGGGAGACAAAUGAGUUGAUGGUCUAAAUUAUAUGAUUUGUGUCAUGUUAUCUUGAUGCCAAUUUGCCAAAUCUGAUACUGUGAAAAAAAUUUGAUAGCUUUUCUAAUGUCUGACUAGUAAAUUUUAAAAUGUCAUUCUUUUACAAAUCAUAAUUGAGUACUUUCGGUUAUUGCUGUCUUCAGUGUUUGCCCAAAGGAUUCUGAGGUUUAAAAAAAAAAAAUUAUGUGAGAUCUGAACAUCAGUUUACAGACAAAAUUAAAUUAGAGCUUUAUUUUAUUUGGAGAAGAGGGAUAUAAUGGAUUUUUUUUUCUUAUUAAUUGGAAAUUAGUAAUGCCUAACAAACUUUUUCACAAAAAAUGAAUCUUUGAAAUUUUUUAUUGUGGAAAAAAGUGUUAAGUAGCCAAAAUUUAAUAAGUUGUGUGGAAAGCUAACAUCACAGUGCAUAUAAACGCUCAGCUACAUUCCUUUUCAUCUUCAGUUUCUCUCAUGAAGUUCAGUUUUGUAGUUGAAGCAGUUUGUAUGCAAAGCCUACAUCUAAACACUUGAGUUAAUAAGUCAUUAACCACUCAGUACCAGACAUGGCAAAUCUCAAGUGAUGGUGGACUCCUGGCUCAUCAACUCAUGCCUCUUCCAUACCUUCCUGGCUUCACAGUCAAGGUCAGCAGGAAAGCUCAUUGCUCACCUUCAUGGUGACCUCUCCAUUAUUCUGUCUCAACUUGGAACCAUUUUCAGUUUAUUUACUAUGCAAUAGACAGUCCUUGUGUUGUACUCAGCUAGCUUUGGUUUAAUGUACCACUGCUUUGUCUUUCUGUUACACUUGUGGUGGUUUUGAUUUAUUUACUAUAUAUGCUGUGCCAUUUUGAUUUUUAUUUUGUUUGGUUGGUUGAAUAAAUUUGCGACACUCAGAACACUUGAGGUGAUAGUAAAAAACACAGUACCAGUAUUUGAUCCAGCCUCAUCUCAGCUGUGUUAUACCUGGACAUUUUAGAUGUUUAUCAAAGGUCUUUUAUGGGGAAGAAAGUAAAUGUGUAAAACAAUAGACGUGUGACGUUUAUGAGUAAUACUGGCUCUGAACAAACUUUUGAAAACUUAGUUGACAGUGUUUUGAGUCAACUGAAAAAAGCAUGACUUUUGGAAUCUCUGAAUGCCUUGGUUCUCAGUAUUAUCACUCUAUUGAAUUUUUUUCUUAUUAAAGUAUGUAGUUUUUAAGACUCUUUUCCUGACAGUAUUAUGUAAUUUUUUAGUGUGGGUAGAUGGGAGUGUCGCUUGUAUGUUACCAUACAGCUGACAUGUAUUUUUUGUCUGUUCUUUAUUAUCUUAGUAGUUUCAUGCUAUGUAUGUACCAUAACCAACCUAUUGCCUAUGAGAAACAUGUAAGAUAAUGUAUUUACAGCCAUUGUUACAAGUUUAUAAUGUAUUUUUCUAUCUUGUUUUAUAUGUAUGUUAUAUAACAUUCAAAAGAAUUUUUUUCUUGAUUGAGAAAAGGAUACAAAAUGCAAAAUCCACAAUUUUGAUAACUGAAAAUUGCCAAUUGUUUUGCAGUACUUUAUUAUAUUGGGUGUCUUGUCUUUCUUGAGCUUUUAGUUAGCUGAUGAAUGAAUACAUUAGACACUUCUGGGUUUUAGUUGGGAUUUUACAUAGCUUGCAUUUUAAUUCUUUGGUUCUUUGCUGUUUCUAUUAACCCAUAGCAUUAUUUUAAUAAAUGUUAUAAUACCAACCUACUAACUCUGGACUGUGUCUGUUUAUUAACCUUUACAUGUUUAAUGAAAAUAAACAGAGAUAAAUAAAAGUCUUGAGUUCCUGAACUAACAAUGAAGAACGUGACCACAUAUAACAUAAUGUGACUUGUUUUCUAUGUUGUUUGUCAGCUGACAGUUGUGCACACUACUGCUAAAAUGGCUUUGGGUAUUCUGGCCUUUCACCUUGGAUAGUAGGUGCUAGUGGAGAUGGAACAAAACAGCAUCUGUUUGAGUCACUCUCCUAGUCAUGCCAUUGGCCUUUCAACAUCUGCAUUACUAAUUCCACACUUUAUUUUUUCUGCUCCAGAAUAAUCCCUGUUUACUCACAGCAUAAAGAGUCAAGAGAUUUACUGUAAUGAUACACCCUGAGAAACCAGUUUGAUUCGCUGUUGAACCAUUUAUCUUAAUUUGUAGCAGGUUAUUUUUGGCCACACAUAGUUAUGAGUCAAUUGAUAUUUUCCCUGUGUUGUUUAACCAGCAGCUCCUGUUAGAGCUGAAUUAAGUCUGCUUCUCUACGCUGUGCAGCCCAGUCCUAUCUCUACCCAUCUUUACCCGUCAGUAUAUGAGCUCUUAGGAGGUUUGUCCCGUAUCCACUUUCAGAGCCGCCUAGGCAACUACACAAGAAGCAUGGCAGAGAGGAACACUGUCAUCUGAUGUAUGUGUGGUUAAUUUCUAGCAUCUAGCCGCCUAGGCAACUACACAAGAAGCAUGGCAGAGAGGAACACUGUCAUCUGAUGUAUGUGUGGUUAAUUUCUAGCAUCUAAGUAAGGCUAAUUUAAUACAUCUAAGAUUCUUUGCUGUCCCAUGCUUCACUUGGCUGCACUCUGUAGAAGAAAUUCUUCUUUAGCACAUAAGUCCAUUGUUGUGUGAUAGAUUCAUAAUUACCUUGUCUGUGGAGGAAAAAACAAAAACCCUCUUAGAAUAAACUUUGCUUUUGUAAGUAAUGCUUUAUAUUUUUAAAUUGUGCUUUAGAAUCCUUAAAAUUAAGGCCUGAGUUAUAUCUUUGUGAAAGGAUACAGUUAUAUUAUUUUGUGCAUACAUGACACUCAGAGUAGUGAGACUAGUUUAAUUAUCUUUGAUCAUUUUUAGUCCUGUACACAUGAAGUAAUUUGAUAAGAGGGGGAAGAUCACAUAGUAUCAUUGGGUAGACAAGUUCCCACUGCCAUAACAAGUAUGUUUAGUGCUCUAUGGGCAUUUUUAAGAUGCUGUCAUUCUGUUGCUGCACGAAAACUCCCAUGGUAAUUUGUCACAACUGUUGAUAAAGAACUGUAUAGUUCUGUAUAGUUUCAUAAUCUCUGAAUUCUGCGCAUGCAGUCUUGUCCCAUUUUCAGUGAGGGUACUUCCUAUUGAAAAUGUUCAAUGACAUUUUUACAUGGUGCAGAUAGCAUUACAAGCCAUAUAUUUAUAUAAGUGCAAUAAUAUUAGACAGCCAAAUUACUGGGAUGGGAAAGUUCUAGUGUCAUUUUAUUAGUUGGUGCUAUUUGAUGAAAUGGUUAUCUGUUUUUCUUCAAAAGGCUGGGGUAAUAUUAAUGUACUCAGUAAAGCAUUUUUUUUUCUUUAGGUAAGCUAUCUAGGGAAACAUGAAAAUUAAAUUCACAUCAUUGUAGUGCAGCAUCUUCAUGUAUGGCUGUGCCUGUAUGAGGGAGUUGUUGAAAUGGCCCUGUCUAUUUAAAAAAAAAAAAGUUUGUGUGCACAUGAGAGGUAUUUGGUUAAAGUUUUCUACUUCAUUGAUGGGUAAAAGCAUAUGGUGUGUGUGUGUGCAUGUUUGUGUGCUUCCACAAGUACCCGCAUGCAACAAAAACAAAUGACAGUUAUAAGUAAAAUUUCUGGUUGUGGUUGAACUUCCUAACUGAGACCAUUUCACCAAUGAAAUGUUUUGUGACGUGUGUGUGUGUGUGUGUGUGUGUGUGUGUGUGUGUGUGUGUGU